UUCCCGGAAGAUGACUCCGCUGUGCUGUGCUCGAUUCGUCGUGCCUGAGAAGCUCGGCGCUCUGUCUUCGGCGUUUGACCUGACAUGGCGGCGUAGUUUGAAGAGGUGGACUGUUUUGGCAUGUCCGUGCUUCGCCUCAGUGCCCUGACUCGCAGGAUCCCCGAGUCUGUGUGGUGGGGUCACUCGGGCUUGCGGACAGAAGUACCUGGGCUCCGUUUUCGUAGACUUUAUUCUGCAGCCAUCCUCAGGACCGAAAGAGAGAAGAGAAAACUCGUGGAACAGGCCCAGCUGGUGGACGUUCUUGAAGCCCGGAUCCAACAGCUUCGCACAGAUGAUUUCCUGGACAGAAAGAACUCUGAAGUACAUGUUGUGAAUGUUUCACGUGUAAUCAGUAAAAUCCGCCCUCCCUGGAAUUCUCAUAUGCCUCCCAGGGAAAGGCCACCACAUUCAGAGGUCCAACAGUUGAGCCAAGCCCAGGCACAUGGUAGUCGCUGGAUAGAGAAGCUAAAGCAAGAGACGUGGAAGAGGAGUAAGCGACAGCAACACCUUCAGCAGAAGUUUAAAGACAACACUUCUAAAGGAGAAAAAAGUGCAAUACAGAAAGGCAAAAUUGGCACAAUUAACACAGCAGUGUCAGAAAAUGAUGAUUCGGUUUCCAAUGCUGCUUGCCAGCUUGAUCUGGGUGAAGACCUAGUUAUUAACAUCUAUGUGGAAAACCUUCUGAGAGAGGUAGAGGAACAGGGAACUAGUUGGGACUCAUUAAUAUCUUCUGAGAAUGUGGUGGAAGAUCAGGAGGGCAUCAGGCAAGGGAGUGUUCAUCUGAACAUCCGUGCCUACCUGGAAGCUUGCCUUUUCAAUGAUGACCUCGAUCAAGGUCAAAAGUGUCUACACUACUUCCAUCGCAAAGUGUCCCGUCGCAAACACCUCACCAUCGACCUGUAUAAUGUUAUGAUGCGUGCCUGGGCCAAAAAGGGUGCACUGAAACCGGUUGGCAAGCUUUUUAUUCUGGUGGAAGAGGCAGGCCACAAGCCCAACCUUCAAUCGUAUGCAGCAGCACUGGAGUGCAUAGGCCGCAGUCCUGGUUGCUCAGAGAGAAUGGUCCGCAGGUGUCUGCAGCAGUUACAGGAAGAUGACUUCACACUGCACCAGCUAUUUGAGUCCUGCAUGUUUCAGGAUGGUGAGCAGGAAAUGGUCCUAAAGGCUGUUCACAUGGUUGUGCCAGAUUUUCAGCCCCCUGCCCUUCAAGAGUUUAAAAUUUCUUCCUGUCCUUUGGUUCAGGACUUGUACACCAAGCGAGACUCUGUGACGUACCCCAAGCUUGAUUUCACCUUAGAGGAGCUCAGAAACCGUUUUAGACAACAGGUGGUUAAAGAACAAAGCGGGACGAUCACCAUUGAGUCUGUGGAAGCAUCAAAACCUCUGCUGGCCCAUACAAUUAAAAUGCGAGGGAUACUGCAGGAUCUGCGUGCACACUGGCGCAAGUGCCUUCUCGAAGCAUUACGUGAACGCAAGUCCCAGCUUGCCAGCAGUAGAGAUAAAAUAUGGAGAAUGAACUUGUACCCAUACCUGUGCCUAUUGGAGGAUGACGAAUAUGUGGAUGCCAUGCUGCAGUGUAUUGCCAGCCUCCCGCCCAUUGGAGAGUCCUUGGUUAUUGUAGCAAAGGAGUUAGGAUCAAAAAUUUACAACAAGUAUUCUAUUCAAAAGAAAGUGAAGAUUGGAAUGAGAGAGAAGAUGGGUGACAUCUACACCAGAUAUGCCAAACUCUUGGCCAAGGACACUAAACCUGCAUUGCUCCUUCCAAGAGAAAAGUGGUUGCUGCUUGAGGCAGAACAGAGAUGUGGCCUUUCAGCAUUAAGUGAAGACAUGCCCUGGCCAGAUAACCUUGUGAUCCAGCUUGGGAUGCAACUGGUUGACUUGAUGGUUCAAGAACUCAAGCUUCAAACUAACAUCCUCAAUCCUGAACAGGAGGAGAAACUUAUUUCUGUGCUGUAUCACAUGUACACCUUCCGCAGCAACCGGCAGGUUGGAUUCAUUAAGCCCCAUCCCAUCUUUACAGAUAUUUUACAAAGGGCCAUGGAAACUACAUUGACCUUUGACUCGCAUGUGAUGCCAAUGUUGUGUCCACCAGUACCAUGGACUUCGUCAAAGUUUGGUGCCUAUGUCCUGGUCCCUAGUAAGCUGAUGCGGUGCUUGGAGGGAGCUGUACAGCACCAACUCUUACUGGAGAAAUGUCCGAGUGAAGAUCUCCAACCAGUUCUGGACUCUCUAAAUCAGCUAGGCAACUGUGCCUGGAAGAUCAAUCAACCUGUGCUAGACAUUAUCAUCUCAAUCUUCAAUGACAAAGGGAAUGAUAGUCUGAAUAUUCCUCCACCAAUCUCGGAAGCGUCUGAAAUGCCCCAAUUUCAGCUAAGGGACGGGGCCUGCUCCCAGUUGGAGAAGGCUGCCUUCAAGCGAGAGCUCUCCAAGUAUAAAAAGAAAAUGGCUGAAAUGCAGAGUCUACGGAUGGAUGCCCUAUAUAAACUGUCCAUUGCCAAUUGUAUGCGGGAUGAGAUCUUCUGGUUUCCUCACAACAUGGACUUCAGGGGGCGCACCUAUCCUUGCCCACCAUAUUUUAAUCAUUUGGGAAGUGACCUUACUCGGGCUAUCUUGCUCUUUGCUGAAGGAAGGCCACUGGGAGAGCAUGGCUUGAACUGGCUAAAAAUUCACCUGGUCAACCUCACAGGCUUAAAGAAGCGAAACUCUCUGCCAGAGAGGCUGGCAUAUGCCAAUGAGAUUCUGGAAGACAUUUUGGAUUCAGCAGACAACCCUCUAGAUGGUAAGAAAUGGUGGAUGGCUGCAGAUGAACCCUGGCAAGUACUGGCAUGUUGCAUGGAAAUUGCCAGUGCCAUCCGCUCACCUGAUCACAGAAAGUACAUCUCCCACUUCCCAGUGCAUCAGGAUGGUUCUUGCAAUGGACUCCAGCACUAUGCUGCUCUGGGACGUGACAUUAUUGGUGCCACAUCUGUGAACUUGAUGCCCUGUGAUGUGCCGCAGGAUGUGUACAGCGGUGUUGCACAGCAGGUCGAGGAGUUUCGCAGACUCGAUGCCAUGAAUGGUGUAAAGAUUGCCCAGGUGCUGGAAGGCUUUAUUAGCAGGAAGGUGGUAAAGCAGACAGUCAUGACGGUGGUCUAUGGUGUCACUCGGUAUGGGGGCCGCCUGCAGAUUGAGAAAAGGCUAAAAGAGAUUGAUGAGUUCCCCAAGGAGUAUGUAUGGGAUGCCUCACACUACUUGGUACAUCAGGUGUUUAACAGCCUGAAAGAGAUGUUCACAGGGACCAGAGAAAUCCAGGACUGGCUGACAGAGAGUGCCCGCUUGAUUGCCAAGUUGGGCAGCACAGUGCAGUGGGUGACACCCCUGGGUUUACCGAUAGUGCAGCCGUACCAUCGUACGAAGAGCUUGGUGGUCAAGGGCAACAUCCAGUCACUGAACCUGCAAGUUGGCCAUGAUGUCACUCAGCUACCAGACACGGUCAAGCAGAAGAAUGCAUUCCCACCAAAUUUCAUUCACUCUUUAGACUCGACCCAUAUGAUGCUGACCGCCCUCCACUGCCACAGUGCCGGCCUGACGUUUGUCUCGGUACAUGACUGCUUCUGGACACAUGCAGUGACAGUGGACAUCAUGAAUAGGAUUUGCCGAGAGCAGUUUGUGGCUCUUCACAGCCAGCCGAUCUUGGAGGACUUGUCUAAAUUCCUGUUGGAAAAAUACAGCCGGAGAGUUCCUGAUCGUAAGAGUAAAAAGUUUAUGGAGUACAAAAGGCUGUUAAAGUUGCUUUUCCGAGUUCCACAAACAGGUGACUUUGAUCUGCAGAAGGUGAAGGACUCCAAGUAUUUCUUCAGCUGAGACUACACUUCUUGCCUGGAGGUGAUUCUCAAGCAGCAGCACUGUUGGUGCUUUUUGGAUGUGGACACGCCAAGGGGCUUUCCAGCCCUGAUGUGGCACACUAAAUGCUCAAAGACACAGAAGUCCUCUGUUUGAGAUUCUCACAAGAUGGAACUCCUGUUACAGAGCUUCUGCGGUCCUCAGAAAUUCAGAAGAUGGUCUCGCGGUUCUUCAAGACCAAAUAAUCACUGAUGGCACUUUAUGGUUCUGGACAGUAAACUAAGGUGGGACCAUCUGGUCUCCUCAGGGGCAGCAGCACCAGCUUGUGUUCGUUCUUGAGUUUGUGCUGCUGUUUGGUGAUUCAGCCAGAAACUGCAAACAUCUGUCCUUUUGAUUGUUCAGGUGUAAUUUGGUGAAUUAAAUAAUAAU
This is a messenger RNA of Erpetoichthys calabaricus (reedfish), 4287 nucleotides long. It is a transcript of the gene polrmt, whose product is annotated as polymerase (RNA) mitochondrial (DNA directed). Gene Ontology annotation, molecular function: protein binding; mitochondrial promoter sequence-specific DNA binding; DNA-directed RNA polymerase activity. The transcript is spliced from 21 exons. Lineage: Eukaryota; Metazoa; Chordata; Cladistia; Polypteriformes; Polypteridae. Gene Ontology annotation, cellular component: mitochondrial DNA-directed RNA polymerase complex. Bases 121 to 3879 code for a protein of 1252 amino acids. The record is from RefSeq and is a predicted model, not a curated record. Gene Ontology annotation, biological process: mitochondrial transcription.